Maudiozyma saulgeensis is the source of this 369-nucleotide messenger RNA. The record is from the annotation of a GenBank genome assembly. NCBI's taxonomy places the organism in Eukaryota, Fungi, Ascomycota, Saccharomycetes, Saccharomycetales, Saccharomycetaceae.
AUGGCUCAACGUGUUACUUACAGAAGAAACAAUCCAUACAACACUCGUUCCAACAAGAUCAAGGUCGUUAAGACCCCAGGUGGUAUCUUGCGUGCCCAACACGUCAAGAAGUUGGCUUCCAGACCAAAGUGUGGUGACUGUGGUAUUGCUCUACCAGGUGUUUCUACCCUAAGACCAAGACAAUACGCUUCUGUCUCCAAGACUCACAAGACUGUUUCCAGAGUUUACGGUGGUUCUAGAUGUGCUAACUGUGUUAAGGAAAGAAUUGUCAGAGCUUUCUUGAUUGAAGAACAAAAGAUCGUCAAGAAGGUCGUCAAGGAACAAACCGCUGCUGCUCAAAAGGCUGAAAAGAAGGGUAAGAAGAACUAA